CUCCCCAGUACCCCAGUGCAUAAAGAGGAGGCACUCACACAGCGACAGGUCACAGGGAUACUCGCUGGCCGGCCCACCCACCACCAUCUCUGCGCCGGCCCCGGGCUGGGAGAUGUCACCCCCGAGCAUCAGCACGAUGCAGGAGGACCCGGAGGCCCUGCUGGCCUUGCAAAGGGCCAAUAUCGUGGCCCAGUACCAUCAGGCACACCAAGCAGGGUCUCCGCAGGACCUGUCACUGUGCAAGGUCACCGACCACCAGGGCUUUCUGCAGGACAAGGAGCUGCCCGGCCCCAGCCCCCGCGAGGCCAAGAAACUCCGCCAGGAGACCCGGCGCGUGGACAAAUGGAUAAAAAUGCUCAAGCGAUGGGACCACUACCUCCCCAGCGAGAAGCUGCGACGCCAGAUCUACAAGGGGGUCCCGCCCCAGGUGCGGGGACAGGUGUGGCUGCGAUUGCUGAACGUCGACCAGGUUAAGGCCAGGAAUGCCAGGAAAUACCAGGAAAUGAAGGAGGCGGCCCUGGUCUCCUCCCGGGACAUCAUGCAGAUCGACCUGGACGUCAACCGCAUGUUCCGCAGUCACACCAUGUUCUGGGACCGCUACGGGGUCGGGCAGCGACCCUGUUCCACCUGCUGGAGGCCUACUCAGUGUACGACACCGAGGUGGGCUACUGCCAGGGCAUGAGCGAGAUCGCGGCCAUCCUCAUGUUCCUGCCCGAGGAGGACGCCUUCUGGGCGCUUGCCCAGCUGAUGACCGACGACAGGCACGCCAUGCACGGCUUCUUUGUCCCGGGCUCCCCGAAGCUCCUCAGGUUCCAGGCUCAUCACGAGCGCAUCCUCGAAAGAGCUCUUCCCGACCUGAGGAAGCACAUGG
This is a messenger RNA of Canis lupus familiaris (dog), 871 nucleotides long. Its product is annotated as USP6 N-terminal-like protein. Lineage: Eukaryota; Metazoa; Chordata; Mammalia; Carnivora; Canidae. Bases 113 to 682 code for a protein of 189 amino acids. The transcript has 11 exons. The record is from RefSeq and is a predicted model, not a curated record.